GGUACCGGUGCUUGGAGGCUUCGCGAUGCCGACCGUGGUUGCAGCCGCCGCCGCCGCCGCCGCCGCCGCCACCGGUGGUGCCUCCUCAGCGGCGAGCGCCAAGGGCGCCGUCUCCAAGAAGGGGUCGAAGAAGACGGCCAUGAAGAUGGGCCGCAAGGGCGACAAGAAGCACAGGAAGGCCAGGAAGGAGAGCUACAGCGCCUACAUCUACAAGGUGCUGAAGCAGGUGCACCCGGACACGGGCAUCUCCUCCAAGGCCAUGAGCGUCAGCAACUCCUUCGUCAACGACAUCUUCGAACGCAUCGCCUCCGAGGCCUCCCGCCUGGUGCACUACACCCGCCGCCAGACCAUCUCGUCCCGGGAGAUCCAGAGCGCCGUCCGCCUGCUGCUGCCCGGGGAACUGGCCAAACACGCCGUGUCGGAGGGGACGAAAGCGGUCACCAAAUACACCAACUCCUCCAAGUAGAUACUUUCUCCCCCCCUCUCUCUCUCUCCACCAAAAGCUGCGACGAGACCGUCAAACGGCUCUUUUCAGAGCCACUUAAACUUUUUAGACUGGGCU
Molecule: messenger RNA, 562 nt
Organism: Amblyraja radiata (thorny skate)
Lineage: Eukaryota; Metazoa; Chordata; Chondrichthyes; Rajiformes; Rajidae
Product: histone H2B-like
Exons: 1
Coding region: 26-466 (146 amino acids)
Cellular component (GO): nucleosome
Molecular function (GO): protein heterodimerization activity; structural constituent of chromatin; DNA binding
Source: RefSeq, a predicted model, not a curated record